Chelmon rostratus (copperband butterflyfish) is the source of this 2275-nucleotide messenger RNA. It is a transcript of the gene nudt4a, whose product is annotated as nudix (nucleoside diphosphate linked moiety X)-type motif 4a. Gene Ontology annotation, cellular component: nucleus; cytoplasm. Bases 317 to 886 code for a protein of 189 amino acids. Lineage: Eukaryota; Metazoa; Chordata; Actinopteri; Chaetodontiformes; Chaetodontidae. Gene Ontology annotation, molecular function: endopolyphosphatase activity; bis(5'-adenosyl)-hexaphosphatase activity; bis(5'-adenosyl)-pentaphosphatase activity. The transcript is spliced from 5 exons. The record is from RefSeq and is a predicted model, not a curated record. Gene Ontology annotation, biological process: diadenosine hexaphosphate catabolic process; diphosphoinositol polyphosphate metabolic process; diadenosine pentaphosphate catabolic process.
UGCUAGCUCGCCGACCACAGAUGUGAGCGAGUUUGUUGAACCAUGCGUGUUAACAGCAGCACUGAGCCACCAUGGUAGGUAGUACAGUAUACGAGCAGAGGCAGACGGACAUUGUCCGGGAGAGAAUGGACCGAGUUCACGUGUUGUAACCGGCGCUAUCUAAAGAAGGUGAAGUUGGGAAGAUUUCAACGGAUACGGCGCUCCUGCUCCCCCACUCUCGGACCACUUUCUGCAGCGCCUGGUUGAAUCCAGAUUUUCGCUUUUCCCAUCACUUUUUUUGUUUACAUUUCCUGGCACUCGACAAUUGGUGAUAUAAAUGAUGAAGUUUAAGCCCAACCAGACGAGGACGUACGACGGAGAAGGGUUCAAGAGGAGAGCGGCGUGUUUGUGUUUCAAAAACGAAAAGGAGGACGAGGUGCUACUGGUGAGCAGCAGUCGACAUCCAGACCAGUGGAUUGUGCCAGGAGGAGGAAUGGAACCAGAGGAGGAGCCCUGCGGUGCCGCCGUCAGGGAGGUGUACGAAGAGGCUGGUGUGAAGGGAAAGCUUGGCAGACUACUCGGGAUUUUUGAGCACAAUCAAGACAGAAAGCACAGGACAUACGUCUAUAUCCUCAUUGUGACGGAGACACUGGAAGACUGGGAGGACUCUGUCAACAUUGGGAGGAAGAGGAAGUGGUUCAAAGUUGACGAAGCCAUCAGGGUCCUGCAGAGCCACAAGCCUGUCCAUGCGGAGUAUCUACGCAGACUGACAAACACCUGUAACCCCACCUGCAGUCCUGUGUGUAGCCCCACUAACGGCAACACCCCGAGCUCCCAGGCGACGGACAACAACACACCUCACUAUGUCGUUUGCUCCACACAGGGCUCAGAUCUAGUCAACAGAUAGGAUCAACAGCAGCAGCAAGCAGUUGUUCAAAGAGGACACCGGGAUGGACAGACCAUGUGGAAAAGACUUAUGCAUUGAUUGCAUUACUAAUGCAGCCUCUUAAUAUGUACAGUAUGGACUCCCUUGAGGUUGAUUUGAAACUGAUUUGGAGUGGGCUUGAAGAGUGCCAGAAUAUUUUCCAAGUAUAUUUAAGAUUUUGUAUGUAUAUUUUUUAACAACCAUCACCGGCUAAUUGAGCAAAUGUGUCCCUUAAGGUGUUUAGUUUAAAAUGGAUUUGCUCAAUGUGCUGCAUAUUCAAUUCAAAGGUCCUUUUUAGUCCUUCAUGCUGAAUAUUUGAUAGGCAAGCACCAAGUGUUUGAGUGGUUUCCUGGAGGCCAGUACUGGGAAGUGUUUGCUCUUAGAGGAAGUUAUAUCCCUACAGUGAGACUCAGUGCCAAAUGAUGCCAUUGUGCAAGCCAUUUUGAAGAGGUGUUGCUUUCUGUGUGAAUAUUUUGUAACAGUUCAGCUUUUUGUAAAUUGUUACAACACUUUGGGAGUUAAACUAAUGUCAUGAGUCUUGUGAGAUGUUUCGUUUAAAGAGAGCUGAGGGCAAAGUCUGCUUUGAUACCACAAGCAUAAACAACAUCGCUCCUCCUGUAAUUUCCACCUUAAAAGUACACACUGUAUCAUCUCUAAUCACAUGUAACAGUGUAAUAAAGAUUAGCUGAAUAUCUGCAAACUUGCUACCACACUCAAAUGGAGACUUAAAUUGUCCUUCCUCAAACAUUGUUUUAUUUGUACCUAUAUUUAAUGUUGCAAGGCUGAGCAAAUUAGAGUGUAUUUGCACAUUUAGAUGAAUAUCAGCUUUUGUUUAGUGGAGCAGAACUGCGUAAUCAAAACUUGCAAAUGUGCCAAAGAAAGACCAGUAUCAUCAAUCCUGUUAAUGUUUCAGAAGACAAUGAGGAGGCCCUGGCGUUAGAGGAGAGUUACAGUGUGUUUUUAGGAUGAUUUGUUUAAGUGCCUUCACAAACACAAUAGGAAAUUGUGUUUAUUUUGUGGACGCUGUGCACCUAAAAGCACUGACUGGAAGCUGACUGGACAAUCUGCUGUAGACACACUGUCAAAACCAGUCCCUUAUAUUUCUCAGCUGUGCUUGGAUUUAAGCAAUAGACUGUUGAAGGAAAUGUGGAAUUGUUACAAUUGAAUGUACAUUAUUUAAUACGUGUUGACUGGAUUUAUUUAUUCAUGUUUCAUGGGGGAAUACCCCUUCCCAUCAUGAACAGGAAACUAUGACAGGAAGUCAUGGUCAGUGUGUAGGCCACACUUUUUUUUUAACACCUUAGAAAGAGAGCGGAAAUUAUGUGAAAAUUUUAGUUUAUUGACUAUCAUUUGACGCUUGUGCUUAAUGGA